GGAGAGGGGGGCGAAAGGGGGAUCGCCCCCACGUGCGCUUUAAAACCCUUCGCUCCCUCCUCCCGGGCUGAGGAUCGAUCGGAUGGACGGACGCGUCCGGUGCUCGCCGAAGGAGACGCUGGGCUGGCUUCUGCCGCGGGGCUAGAGAUUGCCUUCUUCAGAUCUUACAAAACCACCACUAGCACCAAAACCAAAGAUUUUAAGUCAUCUUGCUUCCUUCGCUGCUUCCAAAUUUCCUCCAUCACUGUCAAGGGCUGGUACACUUCACAAUACGAACUCUAUGUCCAGGGGUCCAAAGCCACCUAUUGCUCCCAAGCCAAAAAUCUCCACUGACAACGAUCCUGUGAUUGUUCAGAGAUCCUGUGUUCAUGCCAACAAUACCUUUAACAAAUGUACCAAUGGAAAACUGGAAGGAGAAGGUUAUGAAGGAAGCCUGUGCAACAGUAAGGAAUGCUCAGAAACAGAAGUUGCCGAUGAAUAUAUUGUAAUUCCUGACACUGAGCUAAGUACUGAAGAAUAUGAUGACUUUGACCAUGACCAGGGGUCACCAGAGAAGGAGAGUUUACCCACCCCUGAAGGAACAGGUGAAGAAAUGGAUAAAUGCACUGACAACAAUGAGAUCGGUCAGCUUGAAAUAAAUGUAUUGGAAGCCCAUGAGACGGAACCAGACGAAGACAGCGCAACUGCACCAAACACAAGCCAAUCUCUUGGCUGCCCUGAAGCACCUGAAGACGAGAAGGACGUGUCAAAGGGUGCAAAUGAAAAAGUAGACUGCGAAAGGGAUCCCAUUGAGACCAAAAUGAACAGGGCAGAUGAAACUGAUGAAACACUCCAAGAAUCGGGUUUGGUAAAGGACAAUUAUGACUAUAAUAUGGACAAUAAGAUUUUGAAUGGGGAUGAGGCUUUGAAAGACACUAUGUGUGAAGAUAUUAUUUUAAGGCCUUUAGAAGACUCAAUGCCAGACUCAGAAGGUCUGCUGUUAACUGGUGCAGAUCAAGGAGAGGAAGAGGAGGGGCAGAAGCAGCCGCUCAGUGCUGAUCCAGAAAUGGACCCAACACAUGAUGAUGGAAAUGAAUCAUCCCUCAAUAUAGAGAGGGAAUCUACAGAAGAUGUUUGUGCAUGUUCUGAUGAAAAGUGUGGUGAUGAUUCAGAAGAAGCAGGCAUUGAAUUAGAACUCAAGGGACCUGAUUCUGAUUCCGAAGGGACUUCGGGGAACACCAUGAGUGAAGGUGAUGCUGGAGAUGAUGAGGAAACAGGCCAAAAUGCUGAUCCCGUAGCAAGUAUAGAACAAGAAGAAAACAUAGACAGUGGUUAUCAAACCACUGAGAAGAAGAGUGUGGAGGAAACACCAGAACCAGUGGGUGAUAUAAAGGAGGAUGCCAAGGAACAAAAUGAAAGAGUAGAUACAGAGACUGUGGAUGAUAAUUGCCAGAUCAUUCCCUUUGAAAAAGAAUGCAGUGAAGAUGAUCCCAAUUCUUCUGAAGAUCUAGGUGAAGAUUUGCUCUCUGAAGGGACUGAAAUGCCUGAUGGUAACAGUUCCCCUAAUGUUCAAGAAGUGGAUGGUCUUGAAUCCGACUCAGAGUGUGUAGAGGGAACUAAGCUGGAUAGUGUACUGAGGGAUCACACUGAAGCUGAAUGUGGUUUGGAAGACCUCCAGUCAGAUAACCAAAUGCUUGAAGUUGAUCACAAUAGUAGUGAAGAAAAUACCCCAAAUGCACUCAAAGAAACUUUGUCAGAAGUUCCCUGGCACUCCUCAGAAGAAGGGGACAAGUGCCACAACGGCCACACUGAAGAAAACACAGGCCGUGAAUAUGUGACUGAGGAAGAUUUGGUGGUCCCUGAAGUGGUCAUUGUUCCUGAGAAUGAUGAAGAAACGGCCACUGACUCUCUAGACGAUCCCUAUGUGUUAGGAGACUAUUUGCCUUCCACCAAUGAAACCAUUUGUGCUGGAAAGCAAGUAGGGGUGGCUGAGGUCCAAGGCAGCCCCGACAGUUUCAGAGAGGGAGGGAGUACGGACAGUGAGAACCACUUGCUGCCCAUUGAUCGGAAAAGCAUAGUUACUAGAACAAGAUCCCUCUCUGGAAAAGUACCGGGCUAUGUGCCAGAAACAGUUCCAGAAGAAACAGGCCCAGACAGUGAACUGCAGUCUUCACCCACAACCUCUGCCAUAACUGAAGAUGUAAGCCAUAGUUUCUCUGUGUCAGAAGGAAAGCCCAUGGAACUGAACAGAGCACUGCCGGCAAAGCCAAGGCGCUUUGUUUUAUAUCCUCGAUCUUAUUCAGUAGAAGGUAGAGAUAUGCCUGUCUCUGUAUAUAGAGAAACGGAUACCUCUAUAUUGGAUUACAAUAAAAUAAACAGGACAGAAGACCUCUCUUUGCCCUGUGUAAUUGGUUCCUCGGGUAGCUUUUCCCAGAGAACUCACCUUCCAUCCAGUGGGGUCUCCACCCCCUCUUCAGUUGUUGACAUUCCACCUCCUUUUGAACUGGCCUGUAUCACCAAAAAGCCCAUCACAAAAAGUUCACCUUCGCUUUUAAUAGAGACUGAAUCUCCUGAUAAGUAUUGCAAGAAAAAGAAAUCCUCUUUUAAAAAGUUCCUCACUUUGAAGUUCAAGAAGAAGACGGAAAAUAAAGUCCAUGUGGAUGUUCACAUUUCUUCUUCGAGAUCCUCUUCCGAAUCUAGUUACCAUGGACCUUCCAGAGUUGUGGAACUGGACAGAAGGAGUUUAAGUAGUUCUCCCCAGCUCUUAUCACGGACUGGCAAGCUGAGGGCUUCCGAGUCGCCAACUGUUCUCUUCUACAAGGACGGCAAGAGAAAAGGGACACCCAAGACUUUUAGCAGGAGUGUGUCGAGAGUGGAGUCUUUUGAGGACCGUUCAAGGCCCCCUUUCAUGCCUCUUCCUUUAACUAAGCCUAGGUCUAUUUCGUUUCCUAACGCUGAUACUUCUGACUAUGAGAAUAUACCAGCAAUGAACUCUGAUUAUGAAAAUAUCCAGAUUCCCCCGCGGAGGCCGACCAGGGCAGGAACCUUUACUGAAUUUUUUGAAGAUCCUAGCAGGGCAUUAUCUGCUGCAAAUGAGAAUGAUGGCUAUGUGGAUAUGAGCAGUUUUACAGCCUUUGAGAACAAUAAGCAGCAACCUACCAACCAGGAAACAGAAAGUGCCUACACAGAGCCUUACAAAGUGUGCCCCAUCUCUGUGAUUCCCAUUGAAGAUGUCACCUCUGAUGAGGAACAGAAAAGCUCUGGAGAUGACGAUAGUAACCAGGGAGAGACCCACCUCAUCCAUAAGAAAGAAGGACAAUCCAGAGCCCAUCUCAUUGCCCAGGAGCUUCUGUCUUCAGAGAAAACAUAUGUGGAGAUGCUCCAGCUGUUACUUCGAGAUUUCCAUGAAGCUGUCUUAAAAGUGCUGGGAGAUGAGGAAGACAGUGACCAUGAAGAAGUAAAGCUCAAGGAGGACCUGAAUGAGAUCCCAGAAAUCUACAAGCUGCACCAAGAAAUAUUGGGAGAGCUGGAAGAAAGAGUUAUUAAUUGGGACAAACAUCAGAAAGUGGCUGAUGUGUUCCUCUCCAGAGAGUCAAGAUUCAAUCACCAUACGGCUUAUAUUAUGCAAUUUGAUAGGAGUUUGGCUUUGCUGGAUGAAGCCCGUCUCAAAUCUUCCCAGCUGGAUACUAUCAUUCGAGAGUUUGAGCAGUUUCGUGAUGGCAGUAUUUUGAACGUGAAACAUCAGCUCUUGAAAGUUGUAGAGCACAUCUUCCAGUACCAUGUGCUUCUCACAGAUUACUUGAAUAAUCUUUGCCCUGAUUCCGCUGAGUAUGAAGACACACAAGCUGCUUUGCUUUUCAUCUCUGAGGUUGCAGACCGAGCCAAUGACAGCAUGCAACAAGGGGAAAAUUUGCAGAAGCUGGUACAUAUUGAGCACAGCGUUAAAGGGCAGAGCAAUCUUCUCCAGCCAGGAAGGGUAUUUCUUAAAGAAGGAACAUUGAUGAAAGUGUCUGGGAAAAACAGGCACCCUCGACAUUUGUUCUUGAUGAAUGAUGUUCUGCUGUAUACAUAUCCCCAGAAGGAUGGCAAAUAUCGUCUUAAGAGCACCUUGGCUGUGUCUGGCAUGAGGGUUAGCCGUCCAGUGACAGAAAAGGCCCAAAAUGUUCUGAAGAUUGAAUAUGCUGAAAAUUGCCUAACCUUAUCAGCAAGCUCUUGCUCAGAAAGGGAUGAGUGGUACAACUGCAUCAGCAGAAGCAUCCCAGAUGACUACAGGGCUCACAGUGCAGCUGGAUUUCACAACAGCGUUGAACUGAGGGAAAGAUUGGGAAUAUCUUUAGGUGAGAGGCCUCCAACCCUGGUACCUGUGUCUCAUGUCAUGAUGUGCAUGAACUGCGGCUGUGACUUUAAGCUCACGUUGAGGCGUCAUCAUUGCCAUGCAUGUGGGAAGAUUAUUUGUCGAAACUGUUCGAGAAACAAGUAUCCCUUGAAGUACCUCAAAGACCGACUAGCAAAAGUCUGUGAUGGCUGCUAUGCAGAGCUGAAGAGGAGAGAACGACCAAUAAGUAUGAGCUUCCCCACAAGUUCAUCCAGGUUGUCAAGCAGUGCCUUUUCUUCUGUCUUCCACAAUAUCCACUACUCGUCCUUCAAAAGGCAAAAGAAAAUUCCUUCAGCUCUUUUUGAGGUGGCAGCUUCAGGAGAAGGUUCUUCCAUCAGUGGCUAUCUCAGCAGAUGCAAGCGAGGGAAGAGGCACUGGAAGAAGCUGUGGUUUGUUAUCAAAGGCAAAGUGCUCUACACCUACACAGCAAACGAGGAUAAAGUCGCCACAGAGAGUAUGCCUUUGCUGGGUUUCACAAUUGUCCCAGAAAAGGACGACAGAAAUAUGGAUGCAGUUUUCCACCUUUACCACAAGCAAACUCUGUUUUAUAGCUUCCGAGCAGAGGAUAACAAUUCAGCACAGAGAUGGAUUGAAGCCAUGGAGGAAGCAUCUGUAUUAUAGCAUCAUCCAAGCGGACUUUUAAUGAACACAUUUAUAUUUGAAACAGCAUCCUUCCACUGGAAGAAGCAAUGUAUAUAUGCCAUUCUGGCUAAAUGUACUGAAGAAAACCUGUAUAGUUUUUUCUUCCUUCCUCAAAUUUACUUUCUUUCUCAUGGAAGCUUUUUUUAAAAAACAGUAUUUUUGUCUUUUCCCCCCUGCAAGUUCAUCCUUCUACAUUCUUAAAUAUGGCUGCAUCCUAUUCUGAAGAUGUAGCAUAAAUGCUUCCAUUUCCCCCCUAAAAGGUAUGCUUACUAUCAGCAACUCAUUAAAUUUUGCAACUCAUCUAA
This is a messenger RNA of Pogona vitticeps (central bearded dragon), 5301 nucleotides long. RefSeq names its product FYVE, RhoGEF and PH domain containing 5 (gene FGD5). Lineage: Eukaryota; Metazoa; Chordata; Lepidosauria; Squamata; Agamidae. The record is from RefSeq and is a predicted model, not a curated record. Gene Ontology annotation, molecular function: metal ion binding; guanyl-nucleotide exchange factor activity. Gene Ontology annotation, cellular component: cytoplasm.